CCAUGUAGAGUAAAUAUGCCCAAAAGCAAGGUUUGCAGAUGUGGACAAAGAAGAACGGAGUCAAAAGUCAAGAUUAUGGGCUUGAACAACAGACACGAUGACAGUGAUGCCCAGGAAAACGGAAUUAGUUCAGAACGCAGGAAGGAGAAAUCCAGAGAUGCAGCCAGAUGCCGAAGAAGCAAGGAAUCCGAAGUCUUCUUUGAACUUGCUCACCAGCUGCCUCUACCUCACACGGUGAGCGCACACCUGGAUAAGGCCUCCAUUAUGAGACUGACCAUCAGCUACUUGCGCAUGAGAAAGCUGUUGGAUACUGGUGACGUGGAGACAGAAGCCAAAAUGGAAAAGGAGCUGAACUGCUUUUACUUAAAGGCCCUUGAUGGAUUUGUUAUGGUGCUUUCUGAAGAUGGCGACAUGAUUUACAUGUCUGAAAACGUGAACAAGUGUAUGGGCCUCACACAGUUUGAUCUGACUGGACACAGUGUGUUUGAUUUUACUCAUCCUUGUGACCAUGAGGAGUUGAGAGAAAUGCUUACGCACAGAAAUGGUCCUGUGAAAAAGGGCAAAGAACAGAACACAGAGCGUAGUUUUUUCCUCCGAAUGAAGUGCACGCUGACUAGCAGGGGAAGGACAGUGAAUAUAAAAUCUGCAACAUGGAAGGUACUGCAUUGUACAGGGCAUAUUCGUGUGUAUGACACAUGCAACAAUCAGACUCACUGCGGGUAUAAAAAGCCUCCUAUGACAUGCUUGGUGCUGAUCUGCGAACCUAUUCCACAUCCAUCAAAUAUUGAGGUUCCCUUGGACAGCAAGACAUUCCUUAGUCGUCACAGUCUUGAUAUGAAGUUUUCCUAUUGUGAUGAAAGAAUUACAGAGCUGAUGGGAUACGAGCCAGAAGAACUAUUGGGUCGCUCCGUCUACGAAUACUAUCAUGCCCUGGAUUCUGAUCAUCUGACCAAAACACACCACGAUAUGUUCACAAAGGGGCAGGUGACCACAGGGCAGUACAGAAUGCUUGCUAAACAAGGUGGAUAUGUUUGGGUUGAAACUCAAGCAACUGUUAUCUACAACACUAAGAACUCACAACCACAGUGCAUUGUGUGUGUAAACUAUGUAUUGAGUGGUAUUGUCCAGAAGGACUUGAUUUUCUCCCUUGGACAAACUGAAUGCAUGUUGAAACCAGUGGAGUGCCCUGACACAAAAACGACCAAAAUAUUCAACAAGACUGACGUGGAAAAUACCAACAGUCUCUUUGAAAAACUCAAACAGGAACCAGAUGGUUUAAUGCGGUUGGCACCAGCUGCUGGAGAUACAAUUAUCUCACUAGAUUUCAGCAGUAAUGAGUCUGAUGAGCAACAAUGUGAUGAAGUUCCUUUGUAUAAUGAUGUAAUGCUCCCCUCAUCCAGUGAGAAAUUGCAGAGUAUAAAUUUGGCAAUGUCCCCACUACCUGCUUCUGAAACUCCAAAGCCACUUCGUAGCAAUGCUGACCCUGCACUCAAUAGAGAAGUUGUGUCAAAGCUGGAGCCAAACACGGAACCACUAGAACUCUCAUUUACCAUCCCUCAGAUGCAAGAAACGCCUGACAGUCCCAGUGAUGCAAGUACCAGCCAAAGUUCACCUGAGCCCAGUAGUCCAAAUGGCUAUUGCUUUGAUGUGGAUAAUGAGAUGGCUAAUGAAUUUAAACUGGAAUUAGUGGAAAAAUUCUUUGCGAUAGACACAGAAGCGAAAAAUCCAUUCUCUACUCAGGAAACAGAUUUAGACUUGGAAAUGUUAGCUCCAUACAUCCCAAUGGAUGACGACUUCCAGUUACGUUCCUUCGAUCAGCUUUCUCCACUGGAGAGUGCGUCUGCUGGCUUACAGAAUACAGCCACCAUCACCAUAUUUCAGCAAACUCAGACCCCAGCUAUUACUCCUGAUGAAAUCAAGCCCGUGUCAACAGAACGCGUGGAUGACAUGAAGACACUAAUUGUUUCUUCGUCUCCAGUCCACAUAAAAAGUGAAACCAGCAGUGCGCCAGCGUCACCGUAUGGUGGGACUCGAAGCCGAACUGCCUCUCCAAUCAGAGCAGGGAAGGGGACGUUAGACCCGACGGAGAAAUUGUGUCCAGGAAUGCCCAGUUUGUUAACAGUUACUUUAAGUAAAAGGUCUACGGCAGUGGAUGAGGAGCUGAGCCCAAAAAUGCUAGCUUUGCAUAAUGCUCAAAGAAAACGAAAAAUGGAACAUGACGGUUCUCUCUUUCAAGCAGUUGGAAUUGGGUCUUUAUUCCAGCAGUCAGGUGAUUGUGGACCAAACGCAUCGCUUUCUUGGAAACGUGUAAAAGGCUGCAAAUGUAACAGCCACAAUGGAGUGGAGCAAAAGACGGUCAUUCUGCUAUCGACGGAUAUAGCAAGUAAGCUCCUAGGGCAGUCGAUGGAUGAGUGUGGACUACCACAACUUACAAGUUAUGAUUGCGAAGUAAAUGCUCCCAUACAAGGCAACAGAAACCUGCUACAAGGUGAAGAAUUGCUCAGAGCUCUGGAUCAAGUUAACUGAGCUUUCCCAACACUUGUUCCUUUUUCUGGACACUGGUGAAUCAUCACCGAAAGCAGUCUAUUUAUAUUUUCUAUAUCUGAUUUUAGAAGCCUGGCUACAAUACUGCACUAAUUCAGUUAGUUCAGUUUUGAUCCCCUUUCUACUUAUUUUGACAGUCUUUUUAAUAUGUUCAUUAUGUAAUAACUCGGAUUAUAGUGCAUUUUUAUAAUUCUUUGGUACACUUUAAGUCCAUUACAUUUAAAACACACUUGCAAUAGCAGCUUUGAAAUAUGCACCGAAUUUUUCAAAACAUAUUUAUUUUUUUGGCUGGGGAGGUCGGCACCGAAAUUUUAAUAUUAUCAAUCAAAUGUCAACACAGUAAGACAAGCAAUGCUUCCAUCCUACUCUUCACAGGUAUUUGGAAGAUUUUUGUUCUUACUUAUGUCCAAACAAAUUUUUAUUUUAAUGAUUUUUUUAUAAGAAGCAACAAUGCUUUGCAGCAGUGCAUUGUAGCCACAAUCGCACAAUAUAUUUUCUUAAAAAAAUACCAGCAGUUCCUCAUGCAAUAUAUUCUGCAUUUAUAAAACUAGUUUUUAAGGAGAAGAGUCUUGUUUGUUUGUUUGUUUUAUUGCCUAUGAAAUCAUGUUUAAACCUGGAGUAUGUCAUUGUUUUUAGUCGCGUUGUAAUAUAAACUGUUCUUAAAUGCUGUAUUAUGCUUUCGACUGAAAUGAGUGUGAUUAGUAAAAAGGAAGGGUUUUAUCUGGAAAGGGCUAGCAGCAUUUUAUUUGGAUUAAUUCUCAAUUUAGAGAGAGGGUUUGAUGUUCCUAAUGUAGUCACUUUGCCAGCUCAAAAAGAAAUGCCCUACCUGUAGUUGUGGAAGUUUAAUGCUAAUAUUGUGUAUGAUCUUUAAAUCUAAAUGUUCUGCUUACCCUGUGUGGUAUAAGUGAUAUUUCAAGCAGAUUGUAAAACAUCAUGCAUUGUUAACAAAGUUGCCUAGUACAUCAUUGAGUUGCUCAGUAUUUGAUGUUUCGGUUUUAUGCACCUUGUUGCGAUUAACAUCCGUAUGUUUUCACGUAGAUUUCAAUAACUGAAUAUACUUAGAAACCCUUUUAUUUAGAGAGAGCUAGUUGUCACAAACAUCUUAUUUUCCUAUAUGUACUGUACAAAAAAUUCAUUUGCUCAUUCUUUUGCUCUUUGUGGUUGGAUCUAACACUAACUGUAUUGUUUUAUUACAUCAAUAAACUAUAUGUGGACCAGG
Molecule: messenger RNA, 3763 nt
Organism: Gavialis gangeticus (Gharial)
Lineage: Eukaryota; Metazoa; Chordata; Crocodylia; Gavialidae
Gene: HIF1A
Product: hypoxia inducible factor 1 alpha subunit
Exons: 15
Coding region: 16-2526 (836 amino acids)
Biological process (GO): cellular response to hypoxia; regulation of transcription by RNA polymerase II
Cellular component (GO): nucleus
Molecular function (GO): RNA polymerase II transcription regulatory region sequence-specific DNA binding; protein dimerization activity; DNA-binding transcription factor activity, RNA polymerase II-specific
Source: RefSeq, a predicted model, not a curated record